CAGAGGCUGUAGCUCAUUCAGGAGCAGGAGAUUCUUAACCUUCCAAUCUGCAUCAUCUUCCCUUCACUGAAGACCGCCGGACUGCCUGCUUCUCUGCUUCUUUCCGCCUCUUUGUUUUCUGCCGCGGUCCUCUCACUGUUUCCUUUAAAUGCUCUUGACUGCCGAGAGGACAGGGAUCCCUCUGCACUCUGCCGCUCACAUCCUGACACCUCUGCGGUGGGAGCGAGUUGGGCAAGAUGACCACUGCAAAGGAAGGGGCUGCUUCAGGGAAAGGGGUCCAACAACAGGAACAGGAACUGGUUGGGAGUAACCCUCCGCAGAGGAACUGGAAAGGAAUAGCAAUCGCACUGCUGGUUAUUCUCGUCAUCUGCUCUCUGAUUGUAACCUCAGUCAUCCUCCUCACUCCAGUUGAAGAUAACAGCCUGGCAUUAAAGGAGAAGGUUACCAUUGAUGAUCUCUUCAAUGAAGAAUUCAAGAUUCAUGAUGUGGAAGCCAAGUGGAUCAGCGAUACCGAGCUGCUGUAUCGUACCUGGGAUGGAAACCUGGAAAGACUGAAUGUGGAAACCAUGGCCACAACACUUCUGAUGACAAACCGGAAAUUUCAAGAAUUUAAAGUCAGCAGAUAUGAAGUAUCACCUGAUAUGAAGUUUGUUCUGCUUGCGUACGACAUUGAACAGACUCACCGCCAUUCCUUCACUGCUCAAUACACACUGUGCAGCCUACACACAUGGGAACAUCUUGCCUUAAACCCACCAGAGGUCAAGAAUGCCCGGUUGCAGUAUGCAGGCUGGGGUGUCAAAGGUCAACAGCUGAUUUUCAUCUUUGAGAACAACAUCUUCUAUCAACUUAACGUUCAUAGUCAAGCCAUACGUCUGGUAGCAACUGGGAAGGAGGGGAUCAUUUUCAAUGGCCUGAGUGAUUGGUUAUAUGAAGAGGAGCUGCUCAAAACCAACAUUGCUCACUGGUGGUCUCCAGAUGGAGCCAGGCUGGCUUACGCCACCAUCAAUGACUCGAGGGUCCCCACCAUGGAAAUACCAAUGUACCUCAACUCCCUGUACCCAACCGGAAGGACAUACCCUUAUCCUAAGGCUGGCCAGGAGAACCCGACCAUCUCCCUCUAUGUGGUGAACUUAAAUGGACCGACGCACACGCGGGAGAUGAUCCCCCCGGAUGACGCGAGGAUGAAGGAAUAUUAUGUUACCAUGGUUACGUGGGCCAGCAGCACCAAACUAGCAGUGAACUGGCUGAACAGGCCCCAGAACGUUUCCAUCCUGACUUUAUGUGAGGCAACGACAGGCAUUUGCACAAAGAAACAUGAGGAUGAAAGUGAAAGCUGGCUGUCUAGACAGAAUGAGCCCCCUCUAUUCUCCAAAGAUGGAAGGAAGUUCUUCUUCAUUCGCCCCAAUCCACAGGGAGGUCGAGGAAAGUUCUACCACAUCGCCAUGUCAUCUGCUCAAGUUAACAACAGUAUUGGUAACUUGCAGUCCAUCACCUCCGGUAACUGGGACGUGACGCAGAUUUUGACAUACGAUGAACUUCAUCAAAAAAUUUAUUUUCUGAGCACGGAGGAUUCCCCAUUACGUCGACAAUUGUACAGUGCAGAGACCAGCGAAACCUUUAACCGCCGCUGCCUAUCCUGUGACCUGAUCCCUAACUGUACGUCCUUCAGUGCUUCAUUCAGCCACAACAUGCGUUACUUCUUGUUAUACUGCAAAGGCCCAGGAGUUCCAAGAGUCACUGUUCACAGCACGAGUGAUAGACACGAAUAUUUUGUGCUGGAGAAAAAUGAGAAGGUCUACAAUGCUACUGAGAGCAAACAAAUGCCCAAGAUAGAGUUCACAGAAGUUCAGAUAAAGGACUACACACUCAAAAUGCAAAUUAUCAAGCCAGCAGGAUUCUCAGAGUUAUCACAAUACCCUUUAUUACUUAUUGUUGGUGACAGUCCUGGUACCCAAAUCGUCACAGAACAAUUCCAAGUCGACUGGACAACAGUCCUCAUUAGCUCAUUCAACGCUAUUGUUGUUAAGUUCGAUGGGCGCGGCAGUGGCUUCCAAGGUACUAAGCUCUUGUAUGAAAUAAAGGGAAAACUGGGAGCGGUGGAAGAAAUGGAUCAAACAGAUGCUUUGAAGAUUCUCUUGAAAGAACCUUACAUUGAUGCAACCAGAGUUGGAGUUUUUGGGCAGGCUUAUGGCGGUUAUUUGACUUUGAUGUUACUUACAACAGAAAACAACCUGGACAAAAAAAAUGCCUUAUUCAAGUGCGGAAUAGCACUUUCACCAAUCACAGACUUUAAAUUGUAUGCCUCCGCGUUCUCGGAACGAUAUCUGGGCAUGCUCAGCAGAACUGAGAGAGGUUAUGGGGUAAGUCCAAAGAAUGCUAAGGUGUCAGAGGUUCCAUAUCGUGUGCUAAGGCUGAAAGAAGAAGAGUUACUGUUAAUCCACGGGACUGCAGAUGAAACUGUCCACUUCCAGCAUACGGCAGACCUAAUAACCCACUUAAUCAAUGCAAAGGCUAACUAUUCUUUGCAGAUAUACCCAGAUGAGGGCCACUUCAUGGAGAAAGCCUCAGUCAAACAGCAUCUGCACAAGUCCAUUGUCCGGUUCUUCGGAAAAUGCUUCAGUGUCCCUGACAAGACCCCGUUAAAAACAGAAAUGGAGGAGGAAGAGGAUGAUUAAACUUUUUGAGCUGGGUGCCAAGCACAAGACAUCUCUUUUAUAGAUACAACUGAUUUUCAUUUUCCAAUACAGUGUUAUGUUAGCAUGUUACAGAGACUGAGAGCAGCUUCACCGAUGUCACAGCUUCAUCAUUGGAAGAGCCUCCAGCAUGAGAACGAAGUCGGAGUGUUGAGUGUUCCAGUGUUACGGACAUCCCCCUUCCCCACCAACCAAAACAAAAUACAGGUCGUGUCAGUUUCUGUCAUUUCCUCAUGUGAUGGGACGCAAGUGGAUGGAUGGCUGAGUGGAGAAUCAGCAGGUACCAGGUCAGAUAGGGGCAAGUGUUGCCCCCCCCCCCAGUCAGUGAAUAAUCUGUCAGGUCCACCUAGAGGUCAGCCACAAUGGCAGCAACACCCAGUACGUCAGCAGACAGUCCUGUUAUUCAUGGCAUGAGGCGGGAAGCAAACAGUGAUAGCGGUUUUAUAGCACAACACGUUUUGACCAGUAGGGGAACCUCCAUCCUUUGUAUUUCAGGAGUCCACCUUCCCGCAUUCAGCCCAUGGUAUCCUCAGGAGUCUAAACUGAAGGCUGAUGCAUCACCCGGCUGAUUGUGCCAGCCGGUCCUCUUCUUUUGUACACCACCUCGGUCCCUAUCUUCAAGGAAUUGGCCAGACCAUGGGCAUUUGCAGUCAUCCGUCCAUUCAAGAGUUAGGCCAUCCCUAUUCUGGCAGGUAAUAAAGGUUCUCCUUCUCAUGCCAAACCUCUGAACCACCUGGGUCUGUAUUACCUGAAUUAUCUAAACUGCCCAUCCCUCCUUCCUUGAGAAUAGCUGUUCUCUUCAUUUUCAUCACAGCUCCAGUUUGUCAGUAACGGUGAAGCCCAGCUGCAACUCAGUGUUUGCUGCUACUUACCUCCACUGCACUGCUGCUACAUGCACUCAGCAGCCACUUUAUUUCAUGCACCUGGGAACCCAGUGUGGUCUUCUGCUACUGUAGCCCAUCCAAUCCAAGGUUCGAUAUAUCGCGUGUUCAGAGAUGCUCUUCUGCACACCACUGUUGAAACGCGUAGUUAGUUGAGUUACUGUCAUUUUCCUGUCAGUUUGAAAUAGUCUGGCCAUGCUCUUCUAAACUCACUCAUUUACAACGCAUUUUCGCCCACCAAAGUGCCACUCAGUGGAUUUUUUUUUUGUUUGUUUCUCGCAUCAUUCUCUGUAAUCGAAAUUCUGCUCAGCGUGAAAAUCCCAAGCGGUCAGCAGUUCUGGAGAUACUCUAAGCACCCCAUCUGGCACCAACAAUCAUUCACACAGUCACUUAGAUCCCAUUAUGAUGUUUGGUCUGAACAACAUCAGAACCUCUUGACCAUGUCCGCAUGCUUUUAUGCAUUGAGUUGCUGCCAUAUGAUUGGCUGAUUAGAUAUUUAUAUUGACCAGCAGGUGCACAGGCAUAAAGUGGACAGAGUGUAUGGCAGUGAUAAUAAACCUGAUUCUGAUACACCUUAUUUGUUCAUGUUAACAUGACAGGUUUCCUGAUGUACUCGUGUUUCAGUUUUCUGAAGUUCAUCUGUGUAUGGAAAGGUGUGUUUUAUUUCUUUGCGCUAUAGCUUCAGGGUUGCUUCCUCCUCCUUCAUACCGUUUCACCAACCUGAGUGCCAUUCCCUGCUGGCAUCUAUUUAAUCCUCUGAGCACCGUCUAGAAAUCGCAUUGCAACUAUUUGCAUGCUCUCUCCAUUUCACAGCUCUCUUGAAGCUAAACUAACAGAACAGAGGAAAAUUGCUCCCAGCUUCCACAGGUAAUUUGCUGCAGCAAAAUACAGAAUGGUAUUAAAUGUUUAAAAACCUGGCAAGAUGGACUACAUGAGCCAAGUUUAUAAGCGAUUUUAAAGAGAAUAUACUCAGUGCUACAUUAUUACAUCGCUCCUGUACCUAAUAAAGUAGCCACUCAGUCUAUGUCCUUCAUCAUCUGCUGCUGUAGCCCAUCCAUGUUAAGGUUCAAUGUGCAAACACGAGGAAAUCUGCAGAUGCUGGGAAUUCAAACAACACACACAAAAUGCUGGUGGAACGCAGCAGGCCAGGCAGCAUCUAUAAGGAGAAGCGAUGUCGACGUUUCAGGCCGAGACCCUUCAUCCUGACCACCCCAUCUGGCACCUACAACCAUUCCACGGUCAAAGUCACCAAGGUCACAUUUCUUCCCCAUGUAGGUCUGAGCAACAGGUGAACCUCUUGAUCAUAUCUGCACGUUUUUAUGCAUUAAGAUGCUGCAACAUGAUUGUCUGAUUCAAUGUUUGCAUUAACGAGCAGAGGUACCUAAUAAAGUGGCCACUGUGUUUAUAGAAAACAGACAAAACUUCAUGUUUCACAACUAUGCUUCAAUGAUUCUGUAAUACACUGACUUUUAGAAGAAUCGUACACCACACAAGCUCAUCUUAUGCUCCAACUCGUCCAUGCCAACCGUGAUGCCAAUUUUUGUGAACCCCAUUAGGUCCCUACUCCUUUCCUGUCCAAAUAUCUAUCCAGAACACCUUUUAAAUGCUGUAACUAUCUCCCUCCUCAGACUUCUCUUUCUAAAUACUCAUGUGAAAAACUUACCCGUCAGUCCUCCUGUCAUCUUAAAUCUGUGCACUCUGGUUCUUGACUUCUCUGCCCUUGGAAAAUGACCUGAUCUAUGCUUCUCAUGAUCUUAUACAUAUCUACAAGGUCACCCCUCAGCCUUCUUCAUUUCGGUGAAAGUGAACCCAGCCUAUUUGUUUGAGAUAUAGUGCGGAGAAGGCCCUUCCAGCCUGUCAGGCUGCACUGACCUAACAAUCUCCCAUUUCAACCCCAGUCUAAUCACAGGACAAUUUACAAUGGCCAAGAAACCUACCAACUGGUAGGCCUCUGGACUGUGGAGCGCCCAAAGGAAACGCACGCAGUCACGUGGAAAACGUCCAAGCUCCUUUCAGGCAGUGGCUGGAAUUGAACCUGGGUUGAUAGUGCUGUAAAGUAUUGUGCUAACCACUAUACUACCAUGCUGCCUCAUAAAUACAACCCUUCAGGCAACAUCCUGGUGACUCUCUUACAGGCAAUUUCUACUGCACCACUUCCUUCCUGUGGUGAGGUGACCAGUGUUACUUAUAAUACUUGGAAGUGUGGUUUUAAGUAAUUGCAACAUGAUAUCACAACUCUCAUAGACAAUGAAACAUUGGAGCAGAAUUAAGUCAUUCAAAUCAUUGAGUCUGCUUGGGCAUUCCAUCAUGGCUGAUUUAUUCUCCCUCUUAAACCCAUUCUCCUGCCUUCUCCCCAGAUUCUUUGAUGCCCAUACUAAUCAAGAACGUAUGAACCUCCACUUUAAUAUACCCAGUGACCGUCUCCACAGCCACCUGUAGCAAUAAGCAUCAGAGAUUCACCAACCUCCGGCUAUUAAAAAAAAAUCCUCCUUAUCGCUGUGCAAAAGGGAUGCCCUUCUAUUCUUCUAUGCCUCUGCCUAUGAAGGCCGCAUAGCAGUUGUCUUUUUCACUACCCUAUCUGCCUGUUCAGUCACUUCCAGUAAGCUAUAGGUUUGCACCCCAAGGUCUGCCCACGCAAGGUCUGAGGAUGUUCUCAAGUUUUUUCAUAGAUGCUCUAAAAAUAAACAGAUUGAGAAAAGGAGCUGCAGAAUCUUGCCCUUUUGUUUAGUGCUCAGAGGAUUAACAAUGCAAACAUUUCCUUUAAUAUUACCUCCUUAGACGCUACAAGUAUUUUGCCCGUUGGUGUAGCAAAUGCAUAAUUUUGCAUCUUUGCACAGCUAACAAGGAGCUGAAAUCUUGACCUUUAACUCAAAACUCUCUCAGUUGAGAAGAUUAUAAAGGUAUUGUUGUAAUUUUACUUUGAACAGUAGGCACCUGGCUACUUCUUAAACCAGUCUCUGCCUCAACAACCUGCUGUUUCUCCUUAGCACUCCCUGUGUACAGAAACCCCUCUCAGUUGCUGACGGUGGCCUAACCCUCCCCCAGUAACCCCUAACUACCAGCAUUCUCAUAAGCGGCAUUCGAGAUCAACCUCACCGACUGUUUCUUCAGUGUGGUGAACACAGGUGUGUGGGAUCUGAGAGGAAGAUGGAGCCAGACCGUCAAAGUACUAACAAACAUCCAUCACUGUUCUGCUGUUACCAUCAAAACUGCUAACAUCGCCAUUGGACGAUCAGCCCUGUGCUAUAACUUUAUAGUUCAGUCGCAUUGACAUGUUAUACAGUAAAUCCUUGCUAAGUAUCAAUAACUAUACUAUAGAUGCAUUUAUACCAGUGCUUUCAACAUUUCAUUUUAACCAAUGCUCUGUAUGUUAAACUGUCUCGCUGUACUCAGUGAGUUGAAGAUAUCAUUUCCUACCAAACUUACUAAAUAAACAAUACUAAUUUCUGA
Hypanus sabinus (Atlantic stingray) is the source of this 7024-nucleotide messenger RNA. RefSeq names its product dipeptidyl-peptidase 6a (gene dpp6a). Gene Ontology annotation, biological process: proteolysis. Gene Ontology annotation, molecular function: dipeptidyl-peptidase activity; serine-type peptidase activity. The coding region runs from base 237 to 2675 and encodes 812 amino acids. The transcript is spliced from 26 exons. The record is from RefSeq and is a predicted model, not a curated record. NCBI's taxonomy places the organism in Eukaryota, Metazoa, Chordata, Chondrichthyes, Myliobatiformes, Dasyatidae.